Molecule: messenger RNA, 734 nt
Organism: Arachis duranensis
Lineage: Eukaryota; Viridiplantae; Streptophyta; Magnoliopsida; Fabales; Fabaceae
Exons: 2
Coding region: 89-709 (206 amino acids)
Source: RefSeq, a predicted model, not a curated record
CCAAGCUUCAUUAAUUUUUGUUUCUUUGUAUUAAAUAAACAUUAAUUGGAUUCGGUUUCCCAUAUACCGUUACUGUCGUUCCGAUGACAUGGAUUUCCACAAGAAACGCGUCCGGUUGCUGGCAUUUGUCGCCUUCAUCAUUGUUCUUAGCAUGGCAGCUGAGAAAUGCAGGAAGCUUGUUCCGGAUCAUGCAACAUCCAAGAGUGGAAAGUUUACAGUGUGGAAUUGCUUGGACAUGGGAUACGGAAGUCUAGCAUGCGGUGUUAAGGAAAGUACGAAGCUGUAUUUCCACAACUUAAGAGCUGCACAUAUUGAGAAAGCCAAGAACCAAGCAAUGAAAUCUGCUCUGACUGAUGCAAAGUCACAGGGCAUGGCACAGUCAUUAGCAGAGAAGCAUGCUGAGAAAGAAGGUGCAAAGGCGGCGAAGUUGGCUUCGCACAAGGCUCAGCGCGUGAUAGGUCCCAUGAUAUCUUCUGGAUGGGACUUCUUUGAGGCAGUGUACUAUGGUGGGAGUGAUGCAGAGGGUGCAAUCAGGGGAAGCGGCACUUUGUUUGGUUCAUAUCUUGGUGGCUUCUUUGGGGAACAAAGGCUUGGCAGACUUGGUUUUCUAGUGGGUAGCCAAAUGGGAAGUUGGUUUGGUGGUAGAAUUGGCCUAAUGCUCUAUGAUAUUCUUAAUGCAAUCCAUUUCUUGAUCAAUCUUAGGAACUGAAACUUUCAUCUUUUAAACAAUUAGU